AUGAAACUCCUUCUGCUGGUCACUCUUCUCACAGCAGGCACCACUGCACACAGCAUCAGCCGUCGGGCUCUGUGGCAUUUCCGCAAUAUGAUCAAGUGCACCAUCCCUGGGAGUCAUCCCUUUUUGGAAUACAGCAACUAUGGCUGUGGUUUCGGGGGCUCAGACACUCCAGUGGAUGAGUUAGACAGGUGCUGCCAGACUCAUGACAAUUGCUACGAUCAGGUCAUGAAGAUGGAAAACUGCAAAUCUCUCAUAGACAACCCCUACAGCAGCUCCUACUCAUACUCAUGUUCUGGGAAUGAGAUCACCUGCAGUGACAAAAACAACCCCUGUGAGGCCUUCAUCUGCAACUGUGACCACGAGGCCGCCAUCUGCUUCUCCCAGGCUCCAUAUAACAAGGAGAAUAAAGGCAUUAAGUGUUAG
Molecule: messenger RNA, 423 nt
Organism: Peromyscus eremicus (cactus mouse)
Lineage: Eukaryota; Metazoa; Chordata; Mammalia; Rodentia; Cricetidae
Product: phospholipase A2-like
Exons: 4
Coding region: 1-423 (140 amino acids)
Biological process (GO): phospholipid metabolic process; lipid catabolic process; positive regulation of fibroblast proliferation
Molecular function (GO): signaling receptor binding; calcium ion binding; phospholipid binding
Source: RefSeq, a predicted model, not a curated record